Folsomia candida is the source of this 855-nucleotide messenger RNA. RefSeq names its product desert hedgehog protein. The transcript is spliced from 2 exons. The record is from RefSeq and is a predicted model, not a curated record. NCBI's taxonomy places the organism in Eukaryota, Metazoa, Arthropoda, Collembola, Entomobryomorpha, Isotomidae. Bases 91 to 699 code for a protein of 202 amino acids. Gene Ontology annotation, biological process: intein-mediated protein splicing; protein autoprocessing; multicellular organism development.
UACUUUACGAUCUCAAAGCUAUUUCGGUACUCGAACUGUAAUCAUCUUCUCGCAUAUUUACAAAUUUACAUAUCUGCGUAUUUACAUACGAUGUCUUGCUGCUGUUUUCCGGGCGAUGUCCUCGUGACCAUGAAAUCCGGGGGAGUAAAGAGGAUGGACAAGCUGAUUCGGGGUGAGGAGAUUUUGACCUUAUCGAAAGCGGGUGGGGUUCCGAAGUACACCCAGUUUUACACGUGGAUUCAUCGAGAAGUUGACAGAGAGACGGAAUUCGUCGUGAUUACGACGAGCACGGGAAAAAUGCUGAAAAUUACGGGGGAUCAUUUGCUCUUUGGGGAGGGACGCGUCGCAAAAAGGGCGGGAAUGGUUAAGGAAGGUGACAAACUUUGCAUGAUUUCUGGAAAACGUCUGGUGGAAGAAGUCGUCGUGGACGUUUCCAUGGAAAUCCAGAUCGGCGUCUACGCCCCAUUCACGAUGAGCGGGGAUUUCAUCGCGAACGGAUUCUUGGUCGCGUGCUACUCCGACAUUGACAAUUUCGACGUUGCUCAUGCAUCCAUGCUGCCCUUAAGGAUGUUCCACAAACUGGACAAAUCCUGGAAGAAGGGGAACAAAAAUCAGGAAGGACUUCACAUCUACGCCAGAAAUUUGAUGAAAAUUUGGGAAAAUUUGCCACCUCGAGUUCAAACUGCGAUUCAAAAUUGAACUAGAUACAAAUGAAAGUCGAUCAAUCGAAAACAGAAAUACUUGAUAAUACAAAAGGCAUACUUGCCUACAUACGUACAUACAAAUACGAAAACAAACAUUAUGUGUAUAAAUACUUUUUCAAUGAAUAAAUAAAAUCAGGAAUUGAACUUUGAA